GGGGCGGGGUGAAAGGUCACCGCGCGGCGGCGGGUCUGGCUGGCGGCGGGCGGGAGGAUAGUGCCCCGUGUGCACGUGUGGAGGAGCGGAGGUACCUGCGCGCCGGCGGGAGACGUCCCUGCCCGGUCCGUAGAUUCAGGGCCGUGCUCGACUUUUGCGGCCUCCGUCACCCCCUCAACUUCUACCCUAGGCGAGGAGGCCGGCUUGGGUUGAGUGGCCCCAGCGGAGGGCGCGGAGAGCUCAGAGCGGCGGGGACGACGGCCUCUGCAGGCGGGGAAGAUGAAAGGUAGCCGGAUCGAGCUCGGAGAUGUAACACCACACAAUAUCAAACAGUUGAAGAGGUUAAACCAGGUCAUCUUUCCAGUCAGCUAUAAUGACAAGUUCUACAAGGAUGUGCUGGAGGUUGGCGAGCUAGCAAAACUUGCCUAUUUCAAUGAUAUUGCUGUAGGCGCAGUAUGCUGCAGGGUGGAUCAUUCACAGAAUCAGAAGAGACUUUACAUCAUGACACUAGGAUGUCUUGCACCUUACCGAAGGCUAGGAAUAGGAACUAAAAUGCUAAAUCAUGUCUUAAACAUCUGUGAAAAAGAUGGCACUUUUGACAACAUCUAUCUGCACGUCCAGAUCAGCAAUGAGUCAGCAAUUGACUUCUACAGGAAGUUUGGUUUUGAGAUUAUUGAGACAAAGAAGAACUACUAUAAGAGGAUAGAGCCUGCUGAUGCUCAUGUGCUUCAGAAAAACCUCAAAGUCCCUUCUGGUCAGAAUGCAGAUGCGCAAAAGACAGACAACUGAACAAAUUACAAAUGAACUUUCUUGCACUUGCUUGUCGCCAAAUAAAAAGAGAGGCCCAUUAAUUCCCCAGCCCCCUUUGUUAAGCUUUCCCUCCUUGUUCUCUUGUUCUUGGUCCCGUCCCCCCCGCCCUUUGAUCCUUUAAAAGUUUUAUUUCGAGGACUUCUAAAAAUAAUCAUGUUUGGAUUGUUUUAGUUCUCUCAGUUUUGUGAGGUGGUUGGAUUGAAGGAAGAAGAUCUGUUCAGUUUCAUAGUUAAGAUGUAUAACCCGAAAAUUUUGGGUAUCAAAUUAUUUCAAAUUUUUUAGCUUUUUUUUUUUUAAUGUCCUGCUUUCACAUUGAAGGGCAGAGCCUACAAAUAUUGUUUAUUCCAAAAGACUAAAAGAAGCAGCAGCAAUAUCUUUUUCUCUGAUUUCAUAGACAAGUUUAGUGUGUUUGUGGUACUUUGGGUUUUUAAAAACUAUUUCUGGGAUGCUUAUCCCUGGACAUUGCCUUCACUCCACCUUUAGUCCUUCUGAGCACUCUCUCAGGAGUUGGACCAUUGUUAUCCUUAUAAGAAAUAUUAAGCUUAUUUAGAUUUUUAAAGCAAUUGAUUUUUCUCUUCUUGCUGAUGGGUGGGACAGUUUGGGUAGGUAGUGUUAUACUUUGGCCUAAGUAUUUGAGUUAAACUUUUUUUGUUAACAAGUGGACUGGUAGUCAGCAGGUCUUUUUUUCCUGCUAUUGUUACUAGAGGUAUUAACAUUUAGAGUGUGAGCUGGUGAGAUUAAAUUUUUUUAAUAUCCCAGCUAGAGAUAAUGGCCUUUAACUGACCUAAAGAAGUUUAUUGUGAUUUAGUUUUUUUUCCUGUCCUUUUUCUUCAGUAAGCCCAACAAUACUAUAUUGAGUUUAACUUUUAAAAUGAAGUUGAUGUACUUACAGGUUAACACACCUAAAUAAACCUGAAGCAGAUGAUUUUCUCUUAGACAUAUUUAAAAUACCUAAAGGAAAGCUUAGAUGGACUUGUGGCACAAUAAAUGCAUUUAAUGUCAACUAAUACAGGCUGUUAAAAAUGUGGCCAGUGUUUGCUUAUAUAGGAAAGAAUAUCUAGACAGUAUUUUUUGAGAAUAACAUAGUUAUGAUACUCCUUAUCUGUUGGAGAAUAUCCCAGAUUUGCUUAUAACUCUGUGCCUACAAUAUUGAGUUUAAGGAUUUGGGAUAAGAGGAAUUGUUAAACAAAUUGCUUCUAUUCUUGGAAAAGUAGAAGCGUAAAGUGUUAAUAGUACAAAUAUCACUGUGACCUCCUUCCUCUAGUGACAGGACUGGUUUUAUGCUAGAUCAUUAUUUGGCAAGUAGGGAGUGGCUCUGACAGGUUGAUAACUUUUUAUAAGAUGAGACACUUGAAAUACUUACAUUUUCCUCCAGUUGUCCAAUCUCUAAUAUUUGCAGUUUGUUUAGAUUGUCGGUGGUGGCUCAAGAAAUGUUCUUGGUAGAAUUAAGAAACGCACAAAACUUGAGUUCUCUGUUACUUGACUUUAAAAGGAAAUUUGACUUGUAAUAAUUAUAAUUAUCCUUAUAUGUAAAAGUCUCAUCUCCAAAUAAGUUACAUGGCAAAAUUACUUUACAAAAUGUUUGUACACACUUUAUAAACUUAAGUUUUCAUUUGAAAAUGUGAAAGUACAAAGUAAAAUAGACUUCAGUCUUGAGUGCCAAGAAAAAUUUUUAAGAAAGAUGGUUAAUGAAUGAGUCUGUAGGGUCCUAAUCUUAGUGAAAAUGUAGAAAGACCGUGCUGUGAUUUCUUUGGUAUCUGUUUAUUAAUCCAAAUCCAAGCUUAGAAGAAACGUUUAACAUUGAGCACCUUUACCUUCAUGGAUGUUUCAGCUUGCUCUUGCCAAGAAAAGAGUGCUUGAGUUACAGAAAGCAUAAUUAGCAUGAAGAAUUCAGCCUUUUUGUAAACUUCCGGAUAUCAAAAUAGAUUUUGAUAUAUAUGAAUUUUCUGAGACAACACUGCCUCUAUUUCUAUAACUAUUUCACUUGGACUAUCUAAGCGGUCCUAUGAAUGUAUCCCUAAAUGUGGUUAUUGAAAGCCAAAUAGCUGCCUCACAAUUAAGUACAUGUUAUUUAAAGACAGAAGAAAAAUAUUCAAGUUUGAAUUGAGUGUGUAGGCUUCCCAUUAUAGUUUCUUUUUCUACACUAGUCAAUGACUUAAUCUAAAUUCUUAGUGUUUGUAAAGGGUUAAUUGUCCUCCAUCAAACUGGUAUUAAAUAAUUCCACAUAUAGGAAGGACAAUGUGGAAGAGAUAGAAACUGGGCACUAGUUCAUAUAUCUUUGAGUCAAUAAAGACUAAUAUCCAGCGUUGAGUUGAUUAUUUUGACAAAUGGUAAAAAUAAUCUUGGAGAUAAAUCAGUAAUUCUGUUUACUAGAAGAUCACAGGAUAUAUCCAUCAUACUUUUCAGGAUAGAUGGUUUGUUUUGAGUUUUUUGGGGGGGGUUUUUUUUGGUACCAGGGAUUGAACUAGGGUCCUUGCGCUUGCGCAGCAGGCAGUGAAACCACUGAGCUAAAUCCCCAGACAUAGGAUAGAUGGUUUUUACUGUGGGGCAAAUAGGUUAAAAUUAUACCACAUGAUAAGUUGCAUUUAGGUCUAAAAAAGAAUCUGUAGAGAAAUCUAUGCAAUAUAUAAUUUGUCCAAAUUAGUUUUCAUUUGAGGAAAAGAGUUCUAAAAUAUCUCCAAAGCAGUUUUUUCAUCGGUUGAAAAAUCCUUCAGAAAGAACUACUGGGAAACCGUGGUUUGUGGUGGUGGAAAAGAAAAGCUCCCUCAGUUUUUGGAGGGAAUAACGUUAAAAAUACUUAAGUGGUUAAGUUUACUUGGUGCAGUUAAAAAUUUAACUUUUCAAUUUUAACAUUGCUGUUACAUCUGAAAUAAACUUACGUGAUGUUCUGGUAGUGAUCUGUGAUGUCUAAAUGAAAUGUCAAAGGAACACCCACAUUGUGCUGAAUUCUGCAGUUAGCAACUAUAGGUAGUCAUUGUAUGCUGUUGCCCAUACUGUUUUGUUGACCUUCCCCCAAUACUAGGGCUGGGGAUCAAACCUAGACCUUUUGUGAUGAGCUCCAUGCCUUUCCCUUUUUAUUUUUUUAGGAUCUCACUAAGUUGUGUAGAGGCAUCUUGAACUUUCUGAUCCUCUUGCUGCAACCUCCUUCAGCACUGGAUUUAUAGGCCUGUGCCACCAUGCCUGGCUUGCUUUUAUAUUUAAGAACUAAUAAAAAUAGUACAGGGAGCUGGGAAUUUAGCGCAGUGGUGCCACUGCCUGCCUCGCAAGCGCAAGGACCCGAGUUUGAUCCCUAAUUCAGACCCUUUGCACCUUGCUAGAAACACUGUCCACUAUCUGCAGUUUAAUCCUGUGAGAAAAGAUCUAAGGAGCUGUCCUGUUGUGCUGUAUUUUGAGUUGUUUAACUAUAAUGGUAUACAGGGUUUUUUCUCUUUCGUAGUUGAGUCAGUUUGAGAAUGUUUUCCCUCUAAUCAAAUAAACAUGAAUUUAAAAUU
This is a messenger RNA of Heterocephalus glaber (naked mole-rat), 4301 nucleotides long. RefSeq names its product N-alpha-acetyltransferase 50, NatE catalytic subunit (gene Naa50). Gene Ontology annotation, cellular component: NatA complex. Gene Ontology annotation, biological process: mitotic sister chromatid cohesion. Lineage: Eukaryota; Metazoa; Chordata; Mammalia; Rodentia; Bathyergidae. The record is from RefSeq and is a predicted model, not a curated record. Gene Ontology annotation, molecular function: acyltransferase activity, transferring groups other than amino-acyl groups.